Molecule: messenger RNA, 823 nt
Organism: Halteromyces radiatus
Lineage: Eukaryota; Fungi; Mucoromycota; Mucoromycetes; Mucorales; Cunninghamellaceae
Product: HAD-like domain-containing protein
Exons: 6
Coding region: 14-751 (245 amino acids)
Molecular function (GO): phosphatase activity
Source: RefSeq, a predicted model, not a curated record
GAUAGAUAAGACAAUGACUAUUUCUGACGUAAAAGUACAAGUAUUCACUGACUUUGAUGGAACUCUUUCUUUAGAUGAUACUGGUCUCAUUCUUAUUGAUGACCAUCGUUCUAUGGGUCCUGAACGUCGUCGUGCCAUUGAACACGAUAUUUUGGAUGGACGAAUUACCUACAAGGCUGGUCUUCAAGCUAUGUGGGAUUCUGUACAUAUUAGUUGGGAUGAAGCUUGGUCUGAAUAUUUGGAUCAUUGCAAGAUUGAUCCUGGUUUCCCUGCCUUUAAUGAUUAUUGUAUUGAACACAACUUCCCCGUCACUAUUAUCAGCAGUGGACUCAAACCUCUUUUGGAUCGAAUCAUGACCAACUUUUUGGGAGAAAAGGCCAAGGCAAUUGAUAUUGUUUCCAAUAAUGGUGAAGUACAUGGACGAGAAUGGAAGAUCAUCUACAGAGAUGAAUCAGAAUAUGGCAAUGAUAAGUCAAGAACUCUCACCAAGGCUCGUGAAGCUGCUGAACCUGGUACCAUCUUUGUCUUUUGUGGUGAUGGUGUAUCCGAUAUCUCUGCUGCUCGUCAUGCUGAUGUAUUGUUUGCUCGCAAGGAUCGUGAUUUGGAAACUUACUGUGUUCGUGAAAACAUUCCUUUUAUUCCCUUUGACACCUUCAAGGAAAUUCAAGAUGUGGUAGAAAAGUUGGUGAAUAAGAAGGCCGUGAUUGAAAAGGAUCCAAAGACUGGACUUUCCAAAGUGAUAGAUGUUUAGAUGAUAGAGAGAUUAUAUUAUAUAUAUUUGAUUUUUUUUUUUUACAAUUAGAAACUUUUCAAUAAACCAUUU